Messenger RNA from Lobosporangium transversale, 934 nucleotides. RefSeq names its product vacuolar protein sorting 55. Lineage: Eukaryota; Fungi; Mortierellomycota; Mortierellomycetes; Mortierellales; Mortierellaceae. The transcript has 5 exons. Gene Ontology annotation, biological process: late endosome to vacuole transport via multivesicular body sorting pathway. Gene Ontology annotation, cellular component: endosome; Vps55/Vps68 complex. The record is from RefSeq and is a predicted model, not a curated record. Bases 185 to 502 code for a protein of 105 amino acids.
AAGACUACUGUGGAAUGAUAGCAUGUCUUAGACAUACCACGCACGCGACACUGUUAUCAGCAUUAUGCAGCAGGUUAUUUGAAAGAGAGAGACUGGCAUUUUAUGGAAAUUAAAGUACUUAUCAAACUAUUAUAGUAUCAUUGGACUAGCAUUUGUCCUGGCUCUUGGCUUUCUUCUCGUCAUCAUGUCGUGUGCGCUCUAUGGCAAUUGGUGGCCAUUGUUUGUUGUGGCAACGUAUGUUUUGGCACCUUUACCGAACGCAGUAUUUAGCCGGUGCUCAAAUCGCGAUGACUUUAUGUCGGAUUACCAAGGUGGCUUUGCGGAUGCAGGAUACUUUUUGACGGGCUUAAUGAUUAUAACAGGCUUCUGCCUACCCGUCGUUCUCGCUCAUGCUGGAGUCAUCACGGUACCAGCGAUGGCUAUGAGUAUUUCGGGUGGUCUUUUGAUCUAUGGCACCAUUAUUUCAUACUCGCGUUUCUUUUCUGUGGAAGAUGAAUUCUAAACGACGGUGUAGGAUACCAUCUUUUAAUUCAGGAAUUGGAUAGCACAUAUUGAGGAUGAUAUAGUUUGGCCGCUGGCUUUUUAUAAUAACAUGUGUAAAUUGCCUUAAAAAAAAGGACAGCAGUAGCAGUGCCUCAUCGUUGAGUAUUAAAGUAUUUUUUCCUGUUUUAUUAGUGAAGCCAUAGAUGACAGAGUAUCUCAGAUUCUGUCUGUAAAGCCUCGCGACUAGAUUAAACAAAGCCUCCUCUUGAUUAUUUGCGUUUGUUCCUCUUUGAUUUUCCACUGCCUCCAUGAUGUGAUGAUGAGUUGGAUAUCGUGGUUGGUUGUUGUGCCUGUGUUUGUGAGGGUGUGGGCGCGGGUGUUGGCGUGGAGACAGAAGUCUGUAGUGCUGUUGGUCCUGUUCCUGAUGCUGGCGUAGUUUCUGAUGCAGUUG